Saprolegnia diclina VS20 is the source of this 558-nucleotide messenger RNA. RefSeq lists its product as hypothetical. The record is from RefSeq and is a predicted model, not a curated record. Gene Ontology annotation, biological process: regulation of lipid metabolic process. Bases 1 to 558 code for a protein of 185 amino acids. Gene Ontology annotation, cellular component: mitochondrion. Lineage: Eukaryota; Oomycota; Saprolegniomycetes; Saprolegniales; Saprolegniaceae. The transcript has a single exon.
AUGUGCUCGAUUUUAACCAAUGGGACGCGAGUAUUCUGUUUCCGUCGACCUGCGUAUCCAAGCCGAACCUCGACGAUCAUGGUCAUGCUGCCGCUGGAGAACCUCGGUGGCAUGCUCGUCCGAUUCUUAACCAAGCCCAUCGCGAAUGAGCUCAAGACGCUCGGCAAGUCGCACCCGCGCCUCAAGGCUGCGUGCACAUCUCUGGGCCAGCGCAUCCACCGGUGGAACGUCGUCUCGCAUGUGCAGGUCGCGAGUAUGACCAGGGUCUCGAUACGGGUCAAGGACCUCCCGGACGACCAGGCGCUGCAGCGGGGCACCGAGUUCAUUGGCGAGGUCUUCAUCUUUGCUGUCGCAGUGGCCGUCAUCACGUACGACUUUACGCGAAGCACGGCCAAGGCCACGGCCAAGGACGCGGCGAUGCUCGAGAAGGAGUUUGACGAUUUUCUCGCCAUGGAAGCGCGCUUCCGCCGUCUCGAGACCGCGCUGCAUCGCCAGAAGCACGACGUCCAGCAUCUCCAAGGGGUCAUGGCCGAGCAUGGGAAGACGAAUUCUUUAUAA